Molecule: messenger RNA, 2202 nt
Organism: Lecanosticta acicola
Lineage: Eukaryota; Fungi; Ascomycota; Dothideomycetes; Mycosphaerellales; Mycosphaerellaceae
Source: the annotation of a GenBank genome assembly
AUGGACCAGCAACUCCCUCUGUCCGAGCCAGGUCCGUCUACAUCCGCCGGCCCCAACGCAGGCGAAUCAUGCAAUGAAUGUAAGCGACGGCGGGGGAAAUGUGACCGUCAACUCCCGGAAUGUGGGCCUUGUGCGAGGAAUAAGAGGCAUUGUCUCUAUGAGCGGCAUUCGAAGACGCCGCUUACCAGGAAGCAUCUGACUGCUGUGGAGGAGCGCUUGCGUCAGGCGGAGCUGAAGCUGAGAGCUGCAGAGGGCAGGGAGAGGCAAUUGAAGGAUGCUCUGUUGGAGAAGGGGAGUGAGAGGACGAGUGAGAGGAGGUUUUCGAUCGGUGAGGGGCAAGGCUAUCAGAAUGCCGGGAAGGCGAGGCAUCUCAGGCAGCCUUCGGAGCCCUUUACGAAGCCGAAUGAUUCGUUGUCACCGGUCGAUAUCAAAGCUCGAGAUGGUUCGACGGCGCAGACAUACUCUUUGGAAGAAGCGCCUCCCGGUGCGGACGACUUCAGCUGGAAUGAACAAUCGCCCUCCGAAGCCAGUGGAUUCGAUUACUUGGCAAAUCCCGGGGAAGGCCAGCAGAAUAUCACCGAUGGCAUGGCUGCUCUUUCGGUCGAUGAGGGUACCGGCUAUCUCGGGCUCGCUUCUGGUGCUGCGAUGCUCAAGAUCCUACUCCCGGGUACCGAGAAUCGCAGGCCGACGAGACCACGCUACAGUAUCCCCAAGUCUGACCCUGCCAUGCCGGCUGAAUAUGGCUGGAUAUCGACUCCUCUUUACCAUAUCCGUGGGGUCAGCGAAAUUGAUCUGCAUGCGGCCUUCGACUCGUACUUCUCCUCUUACCACCUCUGCUUCCCACUCGUACACGAGCCCACCUUUCGUGCGCAGUAUGCCAAGGUACUGCCGCGGCCAGGAAGCGAUUGGAAUGCUCUGGCCUACAUGGUCGGCGCGAUAGGGCUAUUCUCUGGUGUGAACGGGUCCAUGUCCCGCCACGCAGAUCUUUUUGAGGCUGCCAAAUCAAACAUCUCGAUUGCUUCGCUGGAGACCGGUACCAUUACGCUCGUGCAAACGCUCACCCUGAUGUGCAAUUAUCUUCAGAAGAGUAAUCGACCGAAUAGUGGAUAUAAUUAUCUCGGUCUCGCGCUUCACAUGGCAAUGGGCCUCGGACUACACAAAGAAUUCCGAGAUUGGCAGAUCGCACCGCUUUCCAUGGAAAUUAGGAGGAGGGUCUGGUGGACUCUGUUCGUUUUUUACUCUGGUGCUAUGCUGACUUUCGGACGACCUGUUUCUCUUCCAACUCAUGGCAUAGAUGUUUCACUUCCACUUAAUGUUGACGAUGCAGAGCUCACCUACGCAACUGCCGGCGUGCCCUCUCCCAAGGCUAGAAUAACGACGGGCUCGGCAGUUGCUGAGCAAGCGAGAUUCCAUCUGGCAACGAACGCAAUCUAUGCCCAGGUCAUUUCGAGCAACCCCCCUACUGCCGCCGAGCUACUCCGCUUGGAUGACGAGUGUAUCGAGGCUUGGAGAAUCUUGUGGGCAAAUGAUCCUGCGAAUAUACCUGGACUGUUUCGACUCUCUCGAAGCAUCAUGGACUGGCGAUACCGAAAUUUCCGCAUCAUCAUGUAUCGACCGUUCUUGAUCAAGCACGCCUUACGCACGAGAAGCCAGUCAGUGGAUUUGGCCCUUGAUCCUCCGACACGGACUGCCAUCGAUCGUUGUCUACACGAAGCUACCGGUUCCAUUGCCGCUAUUCACAGCUACUGGUUCCAGGCACAAAAGACCGGCAUGGACGCCUGGUAUAGCCUCUUCUUCAUCUUUCAGGCCUCUCUCAUCCCUAUCAUCAUGCUGCGCAAUCAACCGCAGUCCGAAUCCGCACUUGCGUGGCAGACCCAAGUUGCAUCGGUUGUUCAGGUCCUGGAAUCCAUGCACUCUAUCAAUCCGGCUAGUAAAGAAUGUCACCAGGUCAUCCUGCGUCUGUGCGGGCACUUCUUGCCGCAGCAAGAUCUGCAGCCACUCGACCUUGGCACCGGUAUUGCCCAGCCGACCGACGAGUCUCCACAGACGCAGCUCGCUGGGCUCUAUCCGCUCAUGUGGCCCAACGCUACCUCGACGGACUUUGAUGCACUCAUGCCCGAUGACAGCUGGACGACCUUUUUUGCUGAUGCGCAGAAUGAUGGCGGGUUCAAUUUCAAUCAGUGUGCUUUCGAGCCUGAUUGA